AGGUCCUGCAGCAGACGACUCGCGGCGGGGCAGGGACCGCCGUGGAGGUGCUGCGGAGCAUCGUCUCCCAGGAGGGCGCCGCGGGGCUCUACCGCGGCGUGCUGGCGAUGAGCUACAAGACGAUCUUGUGGAACUCCCUCAUGAUGGCGUUCAAGGACAUGCUGGGUCCACGAAAGGAGCUCACGCCACCAGCAUCGCCAAUGCCAGCGCCGCGGCUGCCCCUGGUGCGGAUGCCGCUCAUGGCGCGCGAGCCCUUCCCGGCCGAGUUGCUAACGGCGGAGAAGCUCGACGAGAUCCUGCGGUACGUGCGGGGCUCUGGCGCGGAGGUCGGGAAUGUCGAGGCGCAUUCCCGCCGCCUCAGCACGCUGGAGAGCCGCGUGGAGGAGGCAACCGGCGAUAUACGCGAGGUCAAGAGCCUGUUGCAGCAGCUCGUCGGCGCCAGGAAUGGCGACGAGGCGGCCGCCGCGCCGCGGUGAUGCGCGCGCGCGCCGGCGCCCGCGGAGGCCGAGCGCCCUCGGGGCGCGCGGCGCGAUCCGGCGAUCCGCGCGCGUCUCCGCGCGCGCGCUCGGCGAGCCGCGGGCGCGCGCGCGUUCCUCGGCCGCCGAUCGCGCCGCCGCCGCGCCGGAGGCGCGCGCGCCCUCCGCGGAGGGCGGGCGCCUCCGCGACGGUCG
Prorocentrum cordatum is the source of this 671-nucleotide messenger RNA. Lineage: Eukaryota; Dinophyceae; Prorocentrales; Prorocentraceae. The record is from the annotation of a GenBank genome assembly.